Messenger RNA from Myripristis murdjan (pinecone soldierfish), 4180 nucleotides. Its product is annotated as gastrula zinc finger protein XlCGF57.1-like. Gene Ontology annotation, molecular function: RNA polymerase II cis-regulatory region sequence-specific DNA binding; DNA-binding transcription factor activity, RNA polymerase II-specific. The transcript has 2 exons. Gene Ontology annotation, biological process: regulation of DNA-templated transcription. The coding region runs from base 575 to 2269 and encodes 564 amino acids. NCBI's taxonomy places the organism in Eukaryota, Metazoa, Chordata, Actinopteri, Holocentriformes, Holocentridae. The record is from RefSeq and is a predicted model, not a curated record.
AAUCAAGUAGCCUUCCCCCAAAUGUCCACAUGAAUUUAACUGAACUAAAUACUAAAUAUUUAAAAUAGUCUAAAUAGUAAGUUCAUAUUUAGUUCAUGUAUACUGUUGGUUCAUAAUUAAUAGUUCAUAAACAGUAAAUGCUUGUGACUUACCCUACAGUAGUCUGACAUUUAAACAAGGAAAAGAGCCCAUAGACUGCAGUGAGUACUGUUUGAAGGAAGACAGGAAAAAGAAAGACAGAAAAAGUCGCCCUCCACACACACCCUAUCCCAGUUAAGGCACUCUGAAACCAUGUUCCUAAUCAUAUCAAAAUGCAUGAUUACGUAAAUCAUUAGAGUUAGUACAGAAUUGGGCCAGAUUCCUGCUCAAAUCCAUUGCUUUAUUUUCACCUCGGGGCUUUGUACUUAACUACUUUAUUUUGCAGCUUGUAGCCGGAAGUGACAUGUUGUUUUUGCAACAUUGACACUGGUCAAACAUCAGAUGUGAGGUUAGCAUAUUCCUAACAAAAACAGCACAGAAAGCUGGAUUGCUGUGUGUUUAGAGCAGAUCCACAUCUGAGAGUCGUGCUCCCGACAUGUCGAGCAUUCAGCUCCUCCGAGUCCUGCUGAACGAGCGACUGUCCGCUGCCGCUGACGAGAUUUUCGAGGCAGUGAAAAAAACCAUUGCGGGUUACGAGGAGGAGAUCCUGCUGUCCAAAAGGGAGAUCCGCCGGCAGCGCAGGAUGCUGGAGACGGUGUUAAAACCAGACAUCAAGAUCAACAAACUAGCAGAGCAACCACAGCUUGCCCUUUCCGUUUGGGAUGAGGACUUUCCUUCAGAGCAGCAGCAGAACUGUGAGCAGGACUGGAGCUCCAGUUUGGGCCAAGAGGAGCAGGAGCCUCCACAGCCUGGAAAGACCCAGGAAGAGCUCUCCAACUGCCAGGUGGUAGAGCAGCAAGGCUUGGAGGAAGACGACACCAUCCGAUUCAUAUUUACUCCUCCAUAUGUGAAGAACGAGCUUGACCAGCCUCAGUCCAGUUACCAAGCUGAUGGAGUGGAUAAAGGAGAGAGUGAUCCUUUGCCCAGCACCUCGGCUGAGCAGAUGGAAACAAAGGAGGAAGGAGAGGAGGCAAUUUCCUCAGGCUGUUCUGCAGCUGAACAUGAAGACAGUGAUGAUGAGUGGCGGGGCAGUGGACUGUCUCAAAGCGAGGAAAGUGACAGCAAUGACACUUGGAAGAAGAGGGCAGCACCUCGUCUGCCUAUGGCACCCAAACUGCAGAGAGCCAAAAAAAACAAAUCCCGCAUCUGUUGCAAAGUCUGUGGAAAAUCCUUUCACGCCAAUGUCUCUUUAGUCAAUCACAUGGAAGUUCACCCAAAAGACAUCUGUGGGGUCUGCGGGGAACAAUUUGAGACAGAGGAAAACUUCCAAGUUCAUGUGAAAAGCCAUGUGAAAGCGGAGGUUUGCAAUGUUUGUGGGAAAUGCUUUGGGGCCUCCAGCGGUUUGGAGACGCACAUGAGAAUCCACACAGGAGAGAAGCCCUUCAACUGCAGCGAAUGCGGCAAAUCCUUUAAUUGUCGCCACAACAUGAUGCGACACAUCAGGAUACAUACAGGAGAAAAGCCGUACCCUUGUACUGUCUGCGGAAAAUGCUUCAAUGACUACUCCACCUUGAAACGACACCUGCUGGUUCAUUUACACGAUAAAGGCCUAGCUAAGGGUAGCUCCUCCGCUGAAAAUGAAAACAAUAACACUGUCGAAAGGAAGAGUAAGAGCUCAACAUCAAAAAAGCAGCAGACCCGGACAAUAUGUGAGGUGUGUGGGAAAAUGUUUCACUCCAUGGUUUCUCUGGUGAAUCAUGCCAAAAGUCACGCCACAGACCUCUGUGGCGUUUGUGGGACACAUUUUGAUUCCGAAGAAAGCUUGAAGCUCCAUCUGAAAACUCACAAAAACGGGAAGGUUUGCGAAGUGUGCGGAAAAUGUUUUGACAGCCAGGGGAAUCUGGAAAUGCAUAUGAGAAUCCACACGGGAGAGAAGCCGUUCCUGUGCAGUGAAUGUGGCAAAUCCUUCAACUGUCGCCACAACAUGAUGCGCCAUAUGCGGACCCACACAGGAGAGAAGCCCUACCUCUGUAACGUCUGUGGUCGGUGUUUCAGUGACCACUCGACUCUGAAACAACACAGCAGCACACACACCGGCGAGAAACCGCAUCGAUGCGAGGUCUGUGGCAAAGGCUUCCAUCGUAAAACAUACGUGAAACUUCACAUGAAGAGCCAUACAGCUGAAAAAUAAUCAUUAAGGUGAUUGUGACUGUGUGUACGCAAAGGGUUUGGAUUAAAAUAUUGUUUUUGAGGAUAGCUACACCAGUAUCGCCUUGUUUUUUUCUUAUGUCUGAACUUAUGUCAGGCUUUGAUCUCACAGGAUGCUUCUAAGUGCAGGUUUUUAUUUUUAUGUUUUUUGUAGCAGGUUUGGUUCCAGAUGUGUGUCUCCCAAAGUAUACAGCUGGUUUUUGGACCUGCUGUCUCUUAGGGGUUCUCUUGUCAGUCCAGGUUGAACCACAGAAUUUGAAUGGAGUAGAAUGUUACCAAUCAAAUCAACAUACCAGAGUGGUCAAAGCAGCAACCAUUUUUAUGUCCACCAUUGCCAUAGUACCAGGCUUCCAUAUAAAUCGACUUGCAACGGGUUGCUGACUCUCUCAGGUUAGAGGCUUUGUAGCAAAGACCCAAGCAAUGGAAAGACAUCUUUUGUCAGGCAAACAGUACAUUGACUGUUCUACUCCAUCCAGAUUAUUUAGGUUUAACAUGUCUCACUAUGUUAUAUCAAUAUGAACACAAACUUAAACAGGCUCCCUGUAGUCAGAGCUCUGAGAGGAGAUGUUUUUGGCUUUUGUCCUUCAUGUAUCCACAUAAUUAAUUUCAGAAUGGAUUCUUAAUCCUCUUCCAAAAAAAGAAAAUGGAACAAUCACUAACUUUCCUUUUUGAAUUGUUAUUUUCAGCAAGGUUUCCCAAGUGUCACUUCAGGUUAUGUAGUUGAGGGUGAUUAGAUAGCAUGUGAGCUGUCAAUCAGUCUGUUCCAGUUGUGCAUUGUGAUUGCCUGAGAGGCAUUCUGAUGAGUGUCAGCAUCUAUCUGUAAUGGCACUGUGAUCAGAAUAUUUUUCAAAAUCAGUAAUGAAUCAACAGUGAAACCGGAAUAAUUGUAGUAAUACACUUGAGGUCAGGGAGUACCACACACCCUGUUGUGUAUUACUGCUUAAUUUAAAGGGAAAUUUUACUUUACCAUUUUGGAAAAUGUGAUAUUUUGCUUCCACCUGGAUGUUGGGAGAGUGGUGGUGCUAUCGUCCAAUCAACCUUCCACCUCAGUGGCAGGAGGCUAACAGUUAGCAUUUGGAGCAUCCAGCCAGUAUCCAGCACUCAAUAACAAUGAGAGGAAGAUAGCACCACUCUUACACUACUACUACUACUACUACUACUACUACUACUACUACAGAACAUCUAGAGAGGAAGAGAAACAAUAUCAUAUUUUUCAAAAUAGUGAACUAUGCCUUUAACAAUCUGAGGAGAAAAAAGCCUCCUGGCCGAUUAUGGCCUCAUGUAAUGCAAUUUUGGUUUCCAAUUCCAUCACCACAGCUUAUUACGUAAGAGGCCCAGAUGCACAAACUUUUUAUUGGUAUGUAUGUAUUUGUUAUAAAAGAAAGUUUUAUUUUAUUUCCAAAGUUUAAUUUUGUUUACAUCAACAUCAAAUCCUCAGCAGAACUGACUCAGUGUCUUGCUGUAUCAUAUAAUAAUUUUGUGCUCCAACAAUGCAAUUUUCCCACAGGGAUCAAUAAUGUUUUAUCUUUGCUUGCAGUAUAGUACAUUACGUCAUACACACAGGCUCACAUUGUGAUGGGAGAUCUGUAUAGUCUGAGCGCAAUGUCAUCGCAUGUGCCUAUGAGCAAUGUAGAGACAUGAUUUAAAUAAAUACAAUCUGUAACAUGAUCAUAAAUACAUGAUUUAAGUAAAUACAGCUGACAUUUCAUUCAGUCAAAGGAUCCAGAUCUGGGACAGUUUGGUCUCUUGAGAUCAGAUGUUGAGAAUCUAUAAAACAAGAGCUUCAUGUUCAGCCAAAGAGAUUUGCAGAACCUUCAGACUAUGGCUUCAUGUCUCAGAACAAAGCUGUCCUGCAGUAGUUUAUUCCAACCAUUUUAAUAAAUCUUCACUAUAC